Molecule: messenger RNA, 3791 nt
Organism: Lampris incognitus (smalleye Pacific opah)
Lineage: Eukaryota; Metazoa; Chordata; Actinopteri; Lampriformes; Lampridae
Gene: itprid2
Product: ITPR interacting domain containing 2
Exons: 24
Coding region: 136-3780 (1214 amino acids)
Molecular function (GO): signaling receptor binding
Source: RefSeq, a predicted model, not a curated record
GGAGAACCGGAACCACAACACACAGACACACAGAGUCAGGUCUGUACUAAGCUGCUGUGUCUUGUGUUGGUCCUCCAGCUGGUUCAGUCCAUGGAUCACAACGUUGAGUGACAGACAGGCAGACAGACAGCGAGGAUGGACAGCAGCACCGAUCAAGGUCCUGUUGUGGGAGGUGAGCAGUCAGACUGCAGAGCUGCCAGCAAGAGGCGCCAGGCUUGGGCUCAGAGCAGAGAGUCUGUCUGGCAUGACCCAGAAAACCAGGAAGAGGGGGGGCGGGGCCAAGGAUCCAUCGACGAAUCAGGUCGAGUCCCUAAUAAGAUCAGCAGUUGGCUGAGUGAGUGCAGGACCCCGCUGGGUGCAUCUCUAGAUGACCAGAGUUCUUCUCCCAGCAGAGUGCUGAGGAACGGCUGUAGCUUUGAAGAUGACCUGUCACUGGGAGCUGAAGCCAACCACCUUCAGUCCAGCAGUGCCAACACUGAGCAACCCUGCUAUGGUCUCCCGGUGCAGGAGAGGAGGAGUCAGUAUAAACAGAAAGGACGGAGUAUGAACUCCACAGGCUCUGGGAAGAGCAGCACAGUGUCCAGGUCAGCAUGGUUAGCUAGUUAUAUCAAACCACAUAAUCAUCCCACAUAUUCACUCAUCACACCCUGUGUAUCAGAGUUAUUAGACUUGUAUGAGGAAGACCCAGAGGAGAUUCUAUAUAAUUUGGGUUUUGGUCGGGAGGAGCCGGACCUCGCCUCCAAGGUUCCUUCACGUUUCUUCUCUUCUGCUUCAGGAGCCAGAGGCAUUGAUGUCAAGGUUUACCUUGGAGCUCAGCUACAACGAAUGGAGCUUGAAAACCCAAACUACGCACUAACCAGUCGUUUCCGGCAGAUCGAGGUGUUGACCACGGUGGCUAACGAGUUCUUCCAGCUGUACAGCCAGGUGUCUGGUCAACCACUCCAACGCAUCGGUAGCCGAGGAGGAGGAGGAGGAGGGGAGGAGGAGGCUUUGCCCUCUCCUCUGAAGAGAAAUAACUCUGCUAUGAACGCUGCAAAGAUCCUGAAAAAGACUAUCACCAAACACAACCUGCUGAGCAGUACUGCAGGGUCCCCCAGUACCGACAAACCAGCUACUGAAAACACAGCUGCCGAAGGUCACGCACACUCCUCAUUCUCAGUGUCCUGUGAUGAUGAAGAGCGCUGCAGUACCGGCCCUGACCAGCAGGGUCUUCCUGCCAAACAAAAAGCCCUGCGGAAGAAAGACAAACACUCCCUGGCAACUGUUACCGAGGAGACCAACAGGCCGUCACAUCUGAUGGAGGAGACGGAAAGACAGACAGACAGCCUGGAACCAAACGUCUCAGGACCAACAGCCAAUGGAGAGUCGCCACCAGAGACAGCUGACCUGAAAUCAACCAAUCAGACUGCCCAGCACAGCAGUCCAGAAAAUGGAGAGGAGGAGCAGCAGUGGACCUCCAUCCUGGAGGGAGCUCCUCUGGUUCUGCUGUCCAACCCACAGCUGGCCCAGCUCAGGACGGAGACCAAGGACUCCUUUGAGAUGGAGGAGGUACAGAGUAACGAAGAUGACGUUCUGCCACCAAGAACCUCCAGAAUCAAUGACCUGUUGAGAUCUGCCAGUCAGCAUUCAGACAGCAGUGGUUUUGCUGAGGAGCCGUUGACCGACUGCCCCAGCUAUUUAAAGCUGCAGGAGAGUAGCGACAGCUGUGACAGUGAGACUACGGUCACGUCACGACUAUCACAUGACGUGGCCACACCCCUUGCCCUAGAACAGCCGGCAUUUGAUAGGCUGGUUGGCGCAGAGGAGGAGGAGCCUGAUGGAUGUUCUACAGAGACAGAGGAACACGAUGGGAGUUCUGAAGAAGUCCUUCAAUACUCAGUCCACCAGCUCCCAACUGAAGAACCAACCAGAACAGGAACUAGGAGGAGAAUGGAGGGUUUGUGUGGUGUGUCAGACUCCUCUCUGGUCCAGCAGGUUCUGAAGCAGGCCUCCUCCUGCCAUCAGGGUCUGGCAGUGCCCAGAGAGAGACGCCUUCCUCUGCAGAGGUCUUCCUCACUGCCAUCCUCCUUCCUCUCUCCGACCCGCGUGGUCUCCUCUAUGAGGAUCCAGUUUGGGAGCGGGGGCAUGGCAGCCUCCACCCCCCCAAAAUACUCCUACCAAUACGCCUACCAGGAGGAGGAGGAGGAGGGGGAGCAAACCAAGUGCAUGUCUACUCUGGUCAUAAAGCCUGCCUCCUCUCACACUAAUGACCACUCAUCUUGUCUCAACAUGGACACUUUCACCCCCACAAUCCCUAAACCCAUUCCCCGCCACCUAAUCCCAUCCUCCUAUUGUCUGCCAAGCCCCAGUCCUCCUCCUGAUGGUUUUGGGAGGCUGUUAGGAGGUUAUACUCGCUCCUGGAGCACCCAGAGUGUUCCUGAUCUGUCCUCUGAUCAGCAGCAGCCUGGCCACUUACAUCAGAAGCAGAACACCAACCAGAACAACCAUAGCUGGAGUCAUUUAACUAAUGCUAAUGCUAAUGCUAUUGCUAGUCCCUUCCCUUGUCCGUGCCCAGCUCAGUAUCCUGGCCCCUUCCAGUCAUAUCCCAGUGUCCCCAGUCUGCAUCAGUGCCACCGGUACCCCUCCCAUCCCUUUCCCCACCACAGUAGUCCAGGCAUUCUGUAUCAGCCUCCAGCUCCCACAAUCCCUCAGCACAGCGGCCUCACCUUUCUCCAUCAGCCUACAAGCACCACAAUAGCCGAUCAAAGCUACAUCCAUGCUCAGCUGCCUGUUGGUUCGUACAGUCACACCCCCUCCCCUGCCUCAUCCUACCAUAGUUACAGCCCCCACCACCCACCCGCAUCUGCCCUGGGUCUGGGUCUUCAGCCGGGGCUGGCUCAUAGUCCUGCACCAGGUGGCUUCCAGACCCCAUCCAGCACUGAGAUGCAGCUGAGGAGAGUCCUGCAUGAGGUCCGGGGAUUAGUCCAGAGCCUGGCCCAGAACUCAGCAGACACUCCUUCAGACAUGCUGAGCGAACCCAGAGCAGCUCUGUCCAUCAGCCAGUUAUCUCUGGCAGAGCUACAGCACAAGAGGCGGAGUCUGAAUGCAUUUCGGAGUCACAUGAUGGAUCUGGAGCUGUCAAUCAUCAGACAGCAAGCACUGGUCUACACACACAUGAGUCCUACUGACAGGCUGCAGGUAGAGCAGCUUCAGGCUCUGAGGACAGCAGUCAGAGAUGAACUAAAGGACCUGGAAUACCAACUGGAAGAUAGACUGCAAUACACACAUGCUAUGGGUCUUCAUCGAGGUGGUAGUGUUGACAGUCUGUCUGCUGCCUCAGCACUGAGAGCAAUGGAGCCGGUAUCUGACCUCCUUAGGGAACAGCUUCAUCUUCAAUCAGAACUUGACUAUGAAGGUCACACCCCCUCCGCUGGCCCCUCCUCCCGUUCCUCCAGUCCAAUCAGAACAAAUUCUGGGCAGAAAUCAGAAGUGUACCGGGCAUCAAUCAACAUAACACCUGCUGCUCCUCCUCGGCCCAUCACCCACACUGCAGAGAGAGAGAGGUUCGAGCAAGAUGAGGGGGGCAGGGAUGAAGGCCGAAGAUGGGUGGACCAACAGCAGGAGAGGGCAGGAGCAGAGGGAGGAGCCGGAGAUGGUGUUGCCAUUGGAAACCUCCAACUACUCAUUCAAAAGAUCAGAGAAAGUGUGGUGCAGGAAGUUCGUCGGGAAAUUUUCAACGAGCUGAUGGAUGUUGUGUCACCACAGAGGUCACAUUCGGUGACCACAGAACAACCCCUGUAGUCAUGGCUACC